AUGUGGAUGUAUGUGGAAGUAUCUACUUUUGAUAUUGCAUCAGAUGCCUUUUCAACAUUUAAGGAACUACUUACCCGCCACAAAAUUUUGUGUGCUGACUUCUUAGAAACAAAUUAUGAUAAAGUAUUUAGUCAUUACCAAAGGCUGUUAAAUUCUGAAAAUUAUGUAACUCGUCGUCAAAGCCUUAAACUUUUGGGAGAGCUGCUUUUAGAUAGACAUAAUUUUUCUGUGAUGACAAGAUACAUUUCAAAUCCAGACAAUCUUAAACUUAUGAUGAACAUGUUAAAAGAGAGGUCUAGAAAUAUACAAUUUGAAGCCUUCCAUGUAUUUAAAGUAUUUGUUGCAAAUCCCAACAAACCUAAGCCCAUUUUGGAUAUUCUUCUGAGGAAUCAGGAUNAUUGUAAUGAUAAGUAA
This is a messenger RNA of Agrilus planipennis (emerald ash borer), 414 nucleotides long. Its product is annotated as protein Mo25-like. The transcript has 5 exons. Gene Ontology annotation, molecular function: protein serine/threonine kinase activator activity. The record is from RefSeq and is a predicted model, not a curated record. The coding region runs from base 1 to 414 and encodes 137 amino acids. Lineage: Eukaryota; Metazoa; Arthropoda; Insecta; Coleoptera; Buprestidae. Gene Ontology annotation, biological process: intracellular signal transduction.